This is a messenger RNA of Lachancea dasiensis, 1632 nucleotides long. The record is from the annotation of a GenBank genome assembly. NCBI's taxonomy places the organism in Eukaryota, Fungi, Ascomycota, Saccharomycetes, Saccharomycetales, Saccharomycetaceae.
AUGUCCAUACGCUUGCAGAAAGAUCUUCAUCUGUCUAAAAUAUAUUUCCAAAGAGGCGCGCGAGUCAUGUCAUCGUCCAUCGAAUCCAUCAGUAAGGACCCGAAAGUGAUCUCUGUUGAAGGUGGUGAAAUUUCCAGUGACGCGGAUGUGGAUGUUGCUCUUAAAUACUUGAAGAAAGUGCAUGCCGAGGACGUGGCUGCCAGCGAGAGGCCAGGUGAAGAUGAAGUCUUGACGAACGAGAAACUGGCGUACUAUGGUUCCCACGAUCUCGACCCUCGUAUUCUGCGCAAAGUAGACUGCUACAUCCUUCCAUUUCUGUGCUGUACUUAUCUCUUUAUGUUUCUGGAUAAAGCUUUACUCAAUUACGCUGCCGCAAUGGGUAUCAAGCAGCACCUGAAAGGUAAUGAGUUUUCGGACCUCGGUACCAUCUUUUCGGCUGCUUACAUAUUUGCAGAGCCGUUUGUUACUUACUGUAUUCAGCGCUGGCCGAUCUCCAAAGUAAUGGGGACUUUCAUCACGCUGUGGGGAGUCGUUUUAGCGUGCCAUGCGGCCUGCAAAUCUUAUGCUUCUUUAAUGAUUGUCAGAGUACUGCUUGGUAUGUUUGAAUCCAGUAGUGCGGUUGGCUGCAUCGCUAUAAGUGGGAUGUACUACACUAAAUCUGAACAGUCAGCAAGAAUAGGAUUUUGGGCCACUCAAGCGGGAACCGGUUACAUCGUAGGAGGCUUGAUUUCUUUUGGAUUUCUUCACUAUCGCGGUACCACAUUCGCUUCGUGGCAAAUCAUGUUUUUAGUGGUGGGGUUGGUAACAGUGCUUUUUGGUGUUGUUACGUAUCUAUAUCUUCCCGACAACGUCACGAACGCUUGGUUCUUGGACGAGUCGGAGAAGGUGGAGGUUCUUCGUCACAUAAAAGCCAACCAAACAGGUCAUGAAAACAAAAAGUUCAAGAAACAUCAACUAAAAGAGCUUUUCUUGCACGAUAAGCUUACAUACCCUAUGCUUCUCAUCACCGCCUGCUCUCAAAUUUCCACUGGGGCCAUUGGAACUUUUUCCGUAACUAUCACUGGAACAUUUGGGUUUGAUAAAUACCAGUCUGCUUUGUUACAAUUACCUAUUGGUGCAAUCACAGCCAUUAUCAUUCUGAUCACUACCCAAAUGCUCUCGCAUUUCGGCAACUUCACCUUGAUUACCACAUCCAUGUACAUACCCGCCAUAAUUGGAUGCAUCGUGAUGCUCACCCUACCGCUAUCUCACAAAAUCGGCAACCUAUUUGCUCUUUAUUUGCUAUACAGUGGGUCUUGUGUGAUCACAAACAUUUACAUUUGGAAUUCUUGCAAUACUUCUGGAUAUUCGAAGAGAGUCUUUAGAAACGCCACUACCAUGGUCGUUUACAGUGUUGCCUGUAUCGUUGCUCCACAGAUGUUCAGAGCUAGCUCAUACCCAGAGUAUACUCCUGCCAAGAUCACGCUGCUUGUCACUCAAUGCGUAUGUGUACCUUUACAACUCUACGUUGGCUACCUAUGCCGCAAGGAAAAUAGAGCGAGAAACAAAGAGCAAGAAGGUGAAGACAAGAUCGCAUAUCAGUUUUUGGAUUUGACUGAUAUCGAAAACAGGAGCUUUAGAUAUCUUUAUUGA